This is a messenger RNA of Mesocricetus auratus (golden hamster), 3899 nucleotides long. RefSeq names its product chromosome unknown C2orf69 homolog (gene CUNH2orf69). NCBI's taxonomy places the organism in Eukaryota, Metazoa, Chordata, Mammalia, Rodentia, Cricetidae. The transcript is spliced from 2 exons. The record is from RefSeq and is a predicted model, not a curated record. Bases 26 to 1126 code for a protein of 366 amino acids. Gene Ontology annotation, cellular component: mitochondrion.
CUCGACCCCCCCCUCCCCACCCCCCAUGAGGCUGUUCAGGCGGCCGCGGUCUCCGGCCCUGGUGCUGCUGUUCCUGCGGCCGCUGCUCGCUUCCGGAGACUUGGCGUCCAGCCCGCGGACCGGAGCCAUGAACCCGGGCGGCGGCGCGCGGGGCUCCCCGGUGGACAGCCACCGCUUGCAGCGUUCCACCGUGCCAGGCUCCGACCCGCAGCGCAGCAACGAACUGCUCCUGCUGGCGCCCGGGGAGGGAGCCGCCCCGGAGACUAGGCACCAUGUCCUCUACUUCCCCGGGGAUGUGCAGAAUUACCAUGAAGUUAUGACUCGUCAUCCUGAGAAUUACCAAUGGGAAAAUUGGAGUCUAGAAAAUAUUGCCACCAUCUUAGCCCACCGUUUUCCUAAUAGUUACAUUUGGGUGAUAAAGUGUUCCCGAAUGCAUUUGCACAAAUUCAGCUGCUAUGACAAUUUUGUGAAAAGCAACAUGUUUGGUGCACCAGAACACACUCCAGACUUUGGGGCCUUUAAGCACUUGUAUAUGUUAUUAGUUAAUGCUUUCACCUUAACUCAGAAUGGUUUGCUGUCCAAGAACAGGAGUGUUUGGAAUAAGGAUUGCAAAGUGUCUAACUGUGAGUCUAACUCUUCUACUGCUAGUAAUGGUGGCCAAGAGGAAAAAGAGAGGACCUGUGAAAAUGGGGAUGAGUCUGCUGCGAGUUUUGCUCCAUUAUCAUUGAAUGAUGCAUCAUUUACUUUGAUUGGAUUCAGUAAAGGCUGUGUUGUUUUGAACCAGUUGCUGUUUGAGUUGAAAGAAGCCAAGAAAGACAAGGACAUAGACACUUUCAUCAAAAGUAUAAGAACGAUGUAUUGGCUGGAUGGUGGUCAUUCUGGAGGAAGCAAUACUUGGGUCACAUAUCCAGAAGUCUUGAAAGAAUUUGCUCAAACAGGGAUCAGUGUUCACACUCAUGUAACACCUUACCAAGUACACGAUCCAAUGAGAUCCUGGAUUGGAAAGGAGCACAAGAAGUUUGUUCAGAUACUUGGGGACUUGGGUAUGCAGGUGACUAGUCAAAUUCAUUUUGCAAAGGAAACUCCCUCCAUAGAGAAUCAUUUCAGGGUUCAUGAAGUGUUCUGAGACUUAAUUGCUUUCUUAGUGGGAGAACCAAGUACUUUGUUAUAAACACAGAAGAUGAGAUAUAAGAGUAAUUAGAUGCAUUGUCACUCUGUGGGCUAAGAUGCACAUUCCAGAAAUAUGAGUGUCAUAUAUGGUUGGAUUCCUUGCAUGUAAAUGUGGGCAUCUUUAAAUUUUGAUUGGAUUAGAAUUAAUUUGGAGUCUAGAAAAGUAUUUUGUGAUAAUUCUAUGUCCUUUAAAAAUGAACGAAACUUGGGUGUUAGUCUUUUUAAAAGGUAACAUAAUUGGUAUUGGAAAUAGCUAAUUUUCUGAAACCUGUUUUAAACUAACAUUGAUAAAAACUGCUGAUUUAGCUGCUGACUACAGACACUUCUUUCUGUCCCAAGGUUUGGGGGGGAGGCUCUUGCACCCAGCAUCCUGCCUCCUGGAGAAGUUUUGUGAACCCUUGGACUCAUUCUCAGUGUUCCACCAAGUGUUUGUUUUGUUUUGUUUUUUAAAGUCAAAAUAUAUUUAUUCCCUCAUAUCCAAGAUCAUAGAAUUGUAUAGUUGGUUUUUAAAAACAUAUUACAGUAAGCGCUGUAAUGUAAUUGACAGGUUUUAAUUAUCUGUUAGUGUGCUCUCAACAGGAGACAGAUUCCACGGACCUAAAUCAGCGUUUCUUCAGAAGCAUGGUUUUGUCUGCCAAGAGAAAAUAGCUUUCUUUGGCCAAAUGUAAAAUUACAUUGAGAUAAGAAAGGUUACAAAGGAAAGUUUGAAGACACAAAUAAUUUAAAUUUUGGCCCAGAAACUGAAUUUGCUUAACACUGCUACAUAAUUUGGGUGAAGUUUCCUUCUGCCCAUUUUUCUUUACUAGAUAAAUGCAUUUUGAAGCAGCAAAAUCUAACGCAUUUCAAACAAUAUUGGAACAAAGCUGCAUGGUUAUAAAAAGUAGCACUUCUUACAAAUAAAUAAAUAAAGCAUUAUAGGUCAUGGAAUAACCAAACAGUGAAUAACAUGCUACUUUGGGAUUGAAAAGAAAAUGUAUACUAAAGAUUAGUAUCUUAACAUACGCAAAGUGUUUACUUGGUUUCUUCCAAAAUUACAUUAUUGCGAAUUUCCUUAACUUUAAGCACUGUGAUUGGGUGGCUACAUUAAAUUUGUUUAAUAAUAGUCAAAUGUAUCACAUAAUGUAAAAUAGCUGAAUUCCUGAAUGGUCAUACUAAGGGAAGGCUUUAGUUUUCACAGCAUUAACUGAAGUGAAAAGGGUAUUUUAAGAAUUCAUUUUAAAAGUCCGAGUUAGUUCUUCACCUUUCCACUCAUGUGAAUUUUCAGUUGUUAGAAGUUAAAGUGAUGUUGCUCCAAGGGACACCUAGAACUGUUACUGCCUCUGGAGGUAGUGUUGAGUAGAACAGAUACUUUGGAGUAGAAAUGACUGUUAAUCCACACACAGGUAUUUCUGUAUAAUACUACAAAUUCCACAUUUGUUUAAAACUGUAUAUGUUAAAUUUGUUGUUGUAAAUGCUUGUCCUACUUGAUUGUGCCUUUGUAAAGAGACACAGAGAAGUGGUUCUACAAAUGUGAACAUGGUUACCACCACAGCAUGAAUGUCUAAUUGUAUUAAAAUCAUAAUCCCCAGGAAUGUUAUUUGGAUGUUUAUCUGUGCACUUAGCCCAUUGGAAAGGAAACUGUUCACCUUGUCGUUUUGUGUCUGCUUUUGCUUCCCGGUCUUUCAAGUGAACAACUUUCCUUUUCAUGGAGUUCACCUCUUAAUUAUUCCAUAACUGUUGGCAUUAUACUCAGUUCUUCUGUUGUGCUCCUAGAGGAAGUUCUUCAAAACCUCUCCCUUUUCUUUGCUGAUUGUCUUAGUUGUCUGGACUAUUUUGUCCCCAUAAAAGACUAUUGGAAUCUAGUGUGAUUCAUUUCAUUUCUUCAGUGUCCAAGAACCCACCUAGUGUAAGGAGACGCUAAGCCCCAAGGAUCUAACAUCAAGUCCCAGCAUGUUGGUGGAGAAACAACAGUGUAGACCUUAAGCAGGAACAUCUGAAACAAAGUAUUGUAUUGCAUCUGAAGGCUUUCCUUCUAGAGAAACAUGAAUUAAGGAAUAGUGGUCUCAUCUAUGACUUGCAAUGCUUUAACUGAAGUGGCCUCAGAAUUGUGAGUCAGUCGUGGACACAGGCCCUCGAGUAAUUUUAGUGUCUCCUGGUAUGUUUAAGACACUCAUUGAUGACUUCUACAUUUGAAGCAAGGUCAACACCAGAGUGGCAGUCUGUCAGUUCCUCCUGAAACACUGGAGAAAGGAGUCAGGUUGGCACAGUCCCAAAUUCUAUCACCAACUGCCUUUCACCUCCGUGAAUGACCUAUCCUAUUCCACAACUCAUAAAAUUUAACUUCAAUUUUUUUUUUAGGUAUGAGAUAUGCUUUGUUAUUGGGUUCUUUGCAAAUGUUCACAUAGCUGUUACAAAAGGAUAAAUUCAGCCCUGUUGACUAUCUCUUGGUAUUUCAUACAUUUCAAAAUUAUGAAAUUAAGAACUCUCAAUGUCAUAUGUAAAGAAAAAUAUUGCGUCAUGAAAAGCUAAUAAGUUUUAAAAUGUGUUUUUGAACAUAAUGUACAAAACCACAGAUGUCUCCUGGAACUACUCAGCCUCAUCUCAGCAAUUGCUGUCACUGGUUGGUUGUGUACCUAGCAGAGCUAAUUCUGUCUAUGUAAACGUUUGCACAGAGCACGCAUUGUACAAAUGGCAACAGAGUUAUAAGGUUUGUGUGUAAUUAAACUGGACCAAUUCCAUCCAGCUCACAA